AUGUCCUCAGUGCACUUCUUGUGUGAGAACACCCCCAGAGCUCUAGGGGCAGACGAUGUAUCUCUGCUGAACGAGUCUGAGGGAGGCAGUCUGCCCGGGGAGCCUCCGCCGCCAUACCAGGAGCAUCCACAGCCAGUGUUUCACCCUAACCCGGGUGAGAGUCGUCUGGCGAGCCAGCUGACGGAAGAAGAGCAGAUCCGCAUUGCUCAGCGCAUCGGCCUCAUCCACCACCUGCCCAAAGGCGUCUUUGACCCUGGUUCUGACCCGUCUGACAAGAAAGUUAAAGAGUGUGUGAUCUGUAUGAUGGAUUUUGAUUAUGGCGACCCUGUCAGAUUCUUGCCCUGCCUUCACAUCUAUCAUGUGGACUGCAUUGACCCUUGGCUGAUGCGCUCCUUCAUCUGCCCGUCCUGCAUGGAGCCAGUGGAUGCUGCUCUCUUGUCCUCUUAUGAAGCUAACUAG
Messenger RNA from Knipowitschia caucasica, 459 nucleotides. The record is from the annotation of a GenBank genome assembly. NCBI's taxonomy places the organism in Eukaryota, Metazoa, Chordata, Actinopteri, Gobiiformes, Gobiidae.